UAAACAAGCAACAAAAGCGAGUCAGAAACGCAACACUGUGAGCAGGUCUUACUGCUAACCAGUUCAGGGAGCUAGCAGUUAGUUAAUGUUUGGACUAUCGAUUGGAUUUGUGUUUGUUGUCAUCUGUCUGUUGUACCAUUGUAAAACUAGGAACGGCUUCUAAACUGGCGACUGUUAUAACCUGAUUAGUUUAAUACGACAAAGCAGAAUAGGGAAAAUCCAGAUUUCAAAAUGGAUUUAGGUCUCUCUGAACCGACACUCAAUGUGAUCAAGGCCAUUAUUAUCAUGGAUCAGGAUGGUCACCGAAUAUUGGCUCGCUACUAUGAGCCUACAGGUCCACUCAGCAACGAGAAAUCUUUUGAAAAGAUGCUCUUCAAUAAAAUGGGCGCCGCCGAAGUCUGCAUGCUCGAGGGACUCACUUGUGUCCACAAAUCAAACGUGGACCUGCACUUGUACGUAAUCGGAUCAGGAAACCAAAAUCCACUGUUUUUCUCUGCAACACUCAACUGUUUAUACGAAACACUUUCUUUACUAUUCCGGAAGAGUGUUGAGAAGCGGGCGCUCAUCGAUCAGCUCGAUGCAGUUCUUCUUGUACUCGACGAGAUCUGCGAUAAUGGGGUCAUUCUGGAAACAGACGCCAACGCUGUGUUUAGUCGUUUGGCGGUGAAGGGCAGCGACGAGGAGCAGAACGUUUCGCAGUUGUUCCAAAGUGCUAAAGAGCAACUGAAGUGGUCAUUGCUUAAAUAGGUGGCUUUAGACGCAAAUUAGUUCUCAUUACUUUUCCUCCAUACCUUCCACACGUGUCCUCUCGACCCCAAAUGCCUUGUAAUUGGAUGUUAACUAUAGACCGUGUGUGUAAUGUUGACGAACGGGGAACACAUUUCACGAUAUAUCAGUACGACAUUGCCAUAAAUCGUAUAGUGUGUGAAUAAAUGUAUUUCAUAUAUAUUUUCAAACGCAAAUGCGUGUUUCAUAUGUGCUAUUCAUGCUUUUUCAAUGGCUAUAGUGAAAAUCUAUUGUUCCCUUUCGUAAUACCGUAGCAUGUGUGUAAUUUUUGGCAGACAUUUUCUUGCAGUGAAGUGGCUUACUUAUGGCAGUGUAAAAAAUAUUUCGACGUGUAAUGUUUUGUCACCUGAUACUACAAUGGAAAAAACAACAACACAUCCGUGUUGUUGCUAAUAAAAAAUUGUGAUGUGCAGAUGUUUGAGUAAAUAUCUUUACAUCGUUUCGAAUACCCUUUUGUCUGCACACACGUUUUGCAGCUACCAUUAUUCCCUCGCAAGGGCUAU
Messenger RNA from Varroa destructor (honeybee mite), 1289 nucleotides. It is a transcript of the gene zetaCOP, whose product is annotated as COPI coat complex subunit zeta. Gene Ontology annotation, biological process: intra-Golgi vesicle-mediated transport; retrograde vesicle-mediated transport, Golgi to endoplasmic reticulum; intracellular protein transport. Gene Ontology annotation, cellular component: COPI vesicle coat. The record is from RefSeq and is a predicted model, not a curated record. Lineage: Eukaryota; Metazoa; Arthropoda; Arachnida; Mesostigmata; Varroidae.